Centruroides sculpturatus (bark scorpion) is the source of this 2137-nucleotide messenger RNA. RefSeq names its product histone-lysine N-methyltransferase SETMAR-like. NCBI's taxonomy places the organism in Eukaryota, Metazoa, Arthropoda, Arachnida, Scorpiones, Buthidae. The transcript has a single exon. Gene Ontology annotation, molecular function: nucleic acid binding. The record is from RefSeq and is a predicted model, not a curated record. The coding region runs from base 651 to 1679 and encodes 342 amino acids.
AAUAUUAAUUUAAAAUAUUUUGACUGCACACAAAAUUAGUUUAAUGUUCACAGAUAAUAAAGAAUUCAAGUUUUAACUUUUGAACUUUAACUAGUGACAGUGUUUGUAAUACCAAUUAUUUUAAAGCCUACUUCACAGGCUGUAAAAUAACUGGUAGGUGUGUGAAAUUUAGUUCCAAUUUCCUUUCAUGAUGACUAGUCUGAAGAAGUCAUCAUGAAAGUUUAUUUUAUUAGGGUAAUUUUUAAUGAACUUCUUGAAGUUUGAAAGAGAAGAGUGAAAAAUAAUUUUUCAACCAUUACCAUUUUAUACUCUACAACACAGGUUUUCAAACUUAUUUCGACCUCCGCCCACUUUGAGAUUAAAAAAAGUCUAGUGCCCCCAUAUUUUUAACUUACCUUUUUACAUUACUAUCUAUUGCAUAUCUUAAAAACAGUUAUUGCAAAUAUAAUGUUUAAACAUGCAUUAUUAUGGGUUGAUGCAAAAGUUAGUCCCGUUUUUAACACCAACUGGCUAAAAGCGCAACACUGAAGUGUUAUUUCUUUCACAUGUGUAAAAUUUCCACGUUGUUUGACAGAAGGGAUCUCAGCUAGUAUUUGAGAAUAAAGUUGUCUUACUUAGUUGUGUUUUUAAAAUUUUGUUAAGCAUUACAAAUGGCAGAAAAUAAGGAGCAUUUUCGACAUAUUAUGCUUUUUUAUUUCCGAAAAGGCAAGAAUGCUUCGCAGACACAAAAAAAGAUAUGUUCUGUGUAUGGUGAGGGAGCCAUUGAUGAUUCCACGUGCCGUAAGUGGUUUAGAAAGUUUCGUGAAAGCAAUUUUAACCUUAGCGAUGCACCACGUUCUGGACGACCAGCCGAGGCUGAUGACGACAAAAUAUUGGCACUAAUUGAAAGUGAUCGACACAAAACAACUCGAGAGAUUGGAGAAAUUCUUGGAAUCAAUCAGUCAACAGUGUCAAGGCGAUUACAUCAACUUGGAAUGGUAAGCAAGGCCGAUGUAUGGGUGCCGCACGAGUUAACAGAAAAAAAUUUGAUAGACCGAAUUUCUGCUUGCGAUUCUCUAUUGAAGCGCAAUGAAAUUGACCCAUUUUUAAAGCGAAUCAUUACAGGUGAUGAAAAAUGGAUUGUGUACAAUAAUGUUAAGCGUAAAAGAUCAUGGUGUAAGCACGGAGAUGCCCCUUCAACCAGCGCAAAAGCCAGUUUACAUCCAAAGAAGGUUAUGCUAUGCAUUUGGUGGGACUGGAGGGGAAUCAUUUAUUAUGAGCUGUUACCUGAAAAUCAGACCAUUAAUUCAGAGAAAUACUGUUCACAACUAAGUGAAUUAAAGCGAGCAAUUGACCAGAAGCGACCUGAAUUAGCCAACAGAAAGGGCAUUGUGUUCCAUCAAGACAACGCUAGACCACACGUGUCUUUGGCCACCCGACAAAAACUUUUACAACUUGAUUGGGAUGUUUUGGUCCAUCCACCAUACUCUCCUGACCUUGCACCCUCUGACUACCAUUUAUUUAGAUCACUUCAAAACAGCUUAGAUGGUAAAAACUUUACUUCCUUGGAAGACUUGAAAAAUCACUUGGAUCAGUUUUUUAGCCAGAAAUCUCAGAAAUUCUAUGAGCACGGGAUUAUGCAGCUACCAGAAAGAUGGAGAAAGGUCAUCGAACAGAAUGGCACAUACUAUAUUGAUUAAAUGUAAGUUUUAGUAAAUAAAAUUUUUCUUUGAUUCUUUUAAAAAAAACGGGACGAACUUUUGCAUCAACCCAUAUAUGGAUAGGGUAGAUAGGGUGUGACCCAUAUCCUAUUUCUGAGAUCAAAGAAUGUUUCGAUGAGAAAAAUAAAACUCAUAUUUAAUCACUGAGCCUUCUACUGCCCCCCUGAAAGCCUCCAGUGCCCACUUUGAGAAACGCUGCUCUACAAUAAUUCAUUUUUAAUUUAAAUGUGAACAUUUGAUGUUGAAUCAUUGUGAAAGAUAGUUUGAACAAAUAAUUCAUAUCAGUAAAUUGUAUUCCUAUUUGUUUUGAUAUUUCUUUAUGCAAAUUGAAUGAGCAGAUGGUAUGUUUAUAUAAUUCCUGAAAUAUUAUAUAUUAAAUGAAAUAUCAAAAAUAAAACCUUGUCAUAAUGUUAGAGUAACCAAAUGUUAAUAUCCAU